AUGGCAAGACUGGCUGUCAUUCUACUGGCAAUUUUAGCCUCGCUGGUUGCCACCGAGAUGCCCACCGACCAGCACUUUCAGAGCCGCGUCGAGGAAAUGAUGUCGGCAAUGGACUUGGACGCUAUGCUUGGUCAGAUGGCGCAGCUGGAUGUGAGCACGAUUCUGUAUCCGAACCGCACGUUGAACCGAGCUGUGGUUCAUGAACAUGCAAAGCUAAACGUCGGCUCUUACCUGAACACCCCGGGUGCUGAGCUGAACGACUCGAACGCGAACUCCACGCACAACUUUUCUCCUCGAGAGUGGCGCAAUCUGAUCACAGAAAUUCAAGACAUUUACGCCAGUCACGGCAGUCAUCCAGUCAUCUACGGACUCGACUCGGUGCACGGAGCCAACUACGUUCGUGGAGCUGUGCUGUUCGGACAGCAGAUCAACGCCGCUGCAACGUUCAACCCGGAUCUGGCCUACAACAUGGGACGGAUCACCGCUCGCGACACUGGGGCUGCUGGAAUCCCGUGGUUGUUUUCUCCAAUUCUCGAAAUCUCGCAGAAUCCUCUUUGGGCCAGAACAUUUGAGACGUUCGGUGAAGACCCACACCUCGUAUCCGUCAUGGCCGAUGCCAUCGUCCGCGGUAUUCAAAGUAAUGGCACUACAGCGGCGUGUAUGAAGCACAUCAUCGGCUACUCCAAAACUCCAUCGGGACACGACCGCGUCGGUGUCACGAUCUCAGACUUCGAGCUACUCAACCACUUCGCUCCGUCGUUUCUCGCUGCCAUCAAAGCCGGUGCUAUGACGGCAAUGGAGAGCUACAUCUCCAUCAAUGGCGUUCCAGUUGUUGCCAACACGAAGAUCCUGCAAGAUUUAGUACGUCAUGACAUGGGUUUCGAAGGUCUCAUCGUCACGGACUACGCCGAGAUCCACAAUCUUCACGUGUGGCAUCGACUUGCCAGGACAGAUCAAGAUGCAGUUCGCAUGGCACUGACGAACGCUCCGCUGGACAUGAGCAUGGUACCGUACAACACUUCCUUCAUCGACAUGGCUCGCCACACUGUUCAACAGAACCGUGUUCUGCUGGAUCGAAUCAAGGACUCUACUCGACGUAUCCUCACGACCAAGAUGAAGCUCGGCUUGUACGAGAACGCUCUCCCCGGGACUGAAGCCGACAUUGCUCUUGUCGGUCAAAACGAGAGUCAUCAAGCAGCUUUGGAACUCGCGCGUGAGUCGAUUGUUCUUCUCAAAAACGAAGGCAACGUUCUUCCUCUAAGCGCAGACAGUGAUGUGCUCCUCACGGGACACGCAGCCGACAACGUGGGCUUGCUGUGUGGAGGAUGGUCUCUUCGUUGGCAAGGCGUAUCUGGGAACAGACUCUUCCCGAACGGGAUCUCGCUUCGCCAGGGCAUCGCCAACAUGACUUCAGGCUCGGUCCACUACGCCAAUACACUCCACCCCAACGGCUCCUUCUCCUCGGAUGCUCUUCAAAUGAUCAAGACCAGAGCGAGACAAUCAAGCUACACGAUCAUCGCUAUCGGUGAACGAGAGUACGCGGAAAAACCUGGUGAUCUGGAUGACUUGAACUUGCCGCUGGGUCAAAUCGAGUACGUUCGUGAGAUCGCAGCCACUGGUACAAAGGUGAUCUUGGUGCUGGUUCAAGGCCGUCCUCGCUUGCUGCAGGGUCUUGCUGAACUCGCGCAUGCUGUCGUAUACGCGAUGCUACCUGGUGAACUGGGUGGACAAGCACUAGCUGAGAUUCUCUAUGGACGUGUGAAUCCAAGUGGCCGACUUCCAAUCACGUACCCGAAGACACCGGCCACUAUCGGGAUCCCAUAUAACCAUCCAGCAGACACGCGCUGUCGUGAUGAACGCCCCUGCAAGAUGGAGUGGGAAUUCGGACAUGGACUGAGCUACUCAACCUUCCAGUACGGAGCUGUUACGUUGAGCAAGACCACGAUCGCAAACACUGACGAGGCCUCACUCGAGGUGAGUGUGUCAGUCACGAAUGCUGGACCCAUCGCAGGCAAGGAGACGGUGAUGCUGUUCCUCAUUCAACCAUACCGCGAGAUCUCGGUCCCGGAAGUCAAGCAGCUCAAGAAGUUCACCAAGAUUCACUUGCAGCCAGGAGAGACCCAAGACGUCUCGUUCACACUUACUAGUGAAGACUGGGGUAUGUUCGAUCCUCAGAUCGGCUCUGGUUUCCGUCGUAUCGUCGAAGAAGGUGAGUACUUCGCUGCCGUGAAGCCCGAGACGGACUGUAACGUCUACGACAAACACGCAGCGUCUAAAGCCCUGUGCGCACAGUUCACGAUCCAAGACAAGUAGGCAAGCCUAUAGCUCGAUUUGAUCAAGGCGAUCUGUUGAUGAUUCAAAAAAACGCUCGAAUACAACCGCAUGUCGUUGAUUCUAUCC
Molecule: messenger RNA, 2400 nt
Organism: Phytophthora nicotianae INRA-310
Lineage: Eukaryota; Oomycota; Peronosporomycetes; Peronosporales; Peronosporaceae
Exons: 2
Coding region: 1-2313 (770 amino acids)
Biological process (GO): glucan catabolic process
Molecular function (GO): beta-glucosidase activity
Source: RefSeq, a predicted model, not a curated record